This is a messenger RNA of Brettanomyces bruxellensis, 1716 nucleotides long. RefSeq lists its product as uncharacterized. Gene Ontology annotation, molecular function: nucleobase transmembrane transporter activity. Lineage: Eukaryota; Fungi; Ascomycota; Pichiomycetes; Pichiales; Pichiaceae. Bases 1 to 1716 code for a protein of 571 amino acids. The record is from RefSeq and is a predicted model, not a curated record. Gene Ontology annotation, biological process: transmembrane transport; nucleobase transport. Gene Ontology annotation, cellular component: plasma membrane. The transcript has a single exon.
AUGGAUUACUUAAAAAAGUUUGAUGCGUUGAUCUCUGUGAAAGACGAUUCAGAGGAAAACAAAGACUUAUUGAGGGCAAAUAAAGAUCUCAAGCCAACCCCGCCGAAGGAAAGAACAUGGAGACUUUAUAAUUACAUAUUGAUCUGGUUUCAGUCUAGUUUUAAUGUGAACGAAUGGAAUACCGGUGCCUCUCUUAUUAAGACAUCCGGUCUUCCAUACGGUGAGGUCCUUGGAGCUGGAAUUUUUUCAAUAUUCUUUAGUUGUUUUGUUACUGUCCUUAAUGCACGUCAGGGAUCGGACUAUCAUAUUGGAUAUCCGGCGUUGGCAAGAUCAACAUUUGGAGUUCGUCUUGGAUAUUUUAUGGUCUUUGUUCGAAUGUUUGUCGCCAUUAUAUGGGUUGGUGUGAUGACAUAUUAUGGAUCAUUAUGUUUGGAUGUUACAUUCAGAUGUAUGUUUGGUCACAAAUGGACCGAUAUCACCAAUUAUCUUCCAGCAAGUGCCGAUACAACUACGAGAUAUAUGCUUAUAUUUUUCAUUUACUGGUGUCUACAAUUUCCUUUAAUGUUUUGUCAUCCAAAAUUUAUUCGUCACUUUUUUACGGUCAAAGCAUUCAUAAUGCCCCUUGCAACAUUAGGUCUUUUUAUUUUCUGUGUGGUUAGAGGUCACGGGCCAGGAAAAUGGGAAGUUGGAGAAAAGGAUCCUGCAACAGUUUCAAAAGGUAACUUAUGGUUGAGUGUCUUAAAUUCUAUCAUGGGUACAGUUUCUCCGAUGAUCAUCAAUCAACCAGACAUAUCCCGGUAUGCGAAGAGACCAAAGGAUACGGUUAUCCCUCAGGCAAUCGGUUAUUUACCAUCCAAAAUUAUGGUCUUUAUGUUUGGAACCGUUAGUGUGUGUUCAUUGUACAGGGCAUAUGGAGCCGCUUAUUGGAAUAUAUGGGAUCUUUUCAAUGCCAUUCUUGACAAUGAAUGGGGUCCAGGAGCAAGGACUGGAAUUUUCUUCGUUUCACUUGCUUUCGCCGUGGGAAAUGCUGGAACAAAUAUUUUCGCAAAUUCGAUUCCUUUUGCUUGCGACCUUGCUGGUAUCUUACCGAAGUAUUUCACAAUCGUGAGAGCACAGAUAUUUGUCGGUCUCUUUGCGUGGGCAAUUGUUCCAUGGAAAUUUUUACAAAAUGCACAGAAGUUCUUAACAUUUUUGGGAUCAUAUUCUAUAUUUGUGGGCCCUUUAUUGGGAUGCCUUUUGGCUGAUUUCUAUGUUUUGAGGAAGGGAAAUCUUCAUGUUCCAUCACUUUACACAAAAAAUCCGUCUGGAGUAUACUACUUUGUUAAGGGUUUCAACUUUUUGGGACUAUUCUCAUGGGCGGCUUCUGUAACGAUUGCUGUUCCGGGUCUUUACAGAGCCUACUAUCCUGAUAGUUUGUCACAGAAUGCUACCAAUAUUUAUACUUCCGGAUGGCUAUAUACUUUUCUUAUGGCGUUCUGUUUACAUUCAGUUCUAGGAUUGAUAUUUAAACCUAAGCUAUAUCCAGACGCACAUAAAGAUGAACCAAAGACCUGGGAGUAUAUGGUUCAUACAGAUGGAUUUUUUGAGGAUGAUAGUCCUAUUAAUGGCGUUGGUUAUCCGGGAACUGUUGAACUAGAAGGAUCGGAUGCAACUAACAGCUUUAUAAUGGUUGAAAAGAACGAAACAAAAACAUCAGUAAUUUCUGUUUCCACUUAA